Elaeis guineensis (African oil palm) is the source of this 4360-nucleotide messenger RNA. NCBI's taxonomy places the organism in Eukaryota, Viridiplantae, Streptophyta, Magnoliopsida, Arecales, Arecaceae. The record is from RefSeq and is a predicted model, not a curated record.
UCCAGCUUUUAAAUCCCUCCACAACUCUAUCUAUCUCUGUCCGUCUCGUUCUCGAUCUCCUCCUAUCCAAACCCUAAUAAUAAACCACUAGAAGAGAAGAGAAUUAGAGGAGGGAGGACGGACUGGAUCGUUUCCCAUCCGGCGACCGGAAGCUCCAGAUCCGGGCAUCGGAUCUCGAAUUCGGAGUUCCGAGUUCGAUUUCGCCGGAGGCGGCGAGGCCGGCACCGGCACCGGCCGGGAACCGUAAGUUUACUCUGAUCUCGAAGGAUCUGAUAUUUUUUUGCUCGAUCUGGUUCCGUUUCUAUCCGCGAUCGGUUUUCGUUUCGGUUUUCUUCUCGGGGGGUGAUUUUGGUGUCCUUUCAUCUGGGUCUGAGCAAUGACGGCGGAUGCGAAGGAGUGUAAUGGUGGAUGCGAGGGGCAGAAGGUGGGAUCCGAGGGGAAGGUGGGAUUGGGAGCGGUGGUGGAGGGAGAUCGGAAGCGGAAGGAAAGUUAUAAUGGCAUUGCGCUCCGAGAGGGGGAGGAGAGCGUAGGGGAUGGGAGCGAGGGCUCUUUUGUGGUGGUGAACGAGGAGUCGGAUAAUCCGGUUGAGAGGGAUCUCGAUCCUCGACGGAAAGUUGAUCCCGUGGUCGCCGACGAGAGCGGCGGCCCGCCGGCGAAUGUGGGUUCCUUGUCUGAGGAGGAUGUGGCCUCCGGAGAUCGCGAAGCGGGUGGAGAGAAGGAAGGUGAUCGCAAGGAGGGUGUUGAUUCUGUUGUGAAUGCUGAGACAGGGGUGGAAGAUCGGAAAGAUGAGACGGCGGUAGGUGGUUCGGUUGAGGAGGAAACGAUGGAAUCCAAGGCAAAUACUGUGGCGGAGGCAGAGGAGAGCGAGGAGAAGGAAAUUAGUGGACGGGGUGAGUCAGAGGGGAAUAUUGGCGUGACUAACAAUGAAGUGGAACUAGAAGGAGAACGGAAGGAGGAGAUUGUCGCUAUAGAGACGGAGCUCAAGGUAGAACCAGAAUCUCUUGCUGAAGUACAAGAGAAGUUGAAAACCACAAUGACAGAGGCUGAUGACCAAACUAGAACAGAAUUUACUGUUAAAGUUGAAGAAGGGCAAGAGCCUGAGAUUGUGGUUACAGAGACUGACCAGCAGGUUAAAUUGGACGUGGGUGCAGAGACCAAAGUCCACCAAGCAGAACCGAAGUCAGAGGUGGAGAAUGUGCUUACAGAGACUGAGCACCAAUUGGAAUCAGAAUCAUCGGUUGAAGUGCAAAAGCAGGAUGCUUUGACUGCCACCAGAGGCACUCAUGAUCAAGUGGAAGCCAAAUCAGCUGUUGUGGUGGAGACACAGGAGCCCCAGAUUGUGUCAACAGAGAGGAAUGACCAAGAGCAAUCAGAAGUAGUUGUUCAGAAGGAAGACAAACAGGAGCCCAUGACUCUGGUUUCAGAGAUAAAAGACCCAGCAGAAUUACAAUCUGCUGAAGUAGGGUUGAAAGAGGAGACUGAGGUUGCCGGUGACCAAGAUGAACCUGAAGCAAUAGUGAAAGUAGGAGAAGGACAGAAGCCUGAGAGUGUGGUCACAGAGACUCCAACAUCCGAAUCUCUUUCUCUUGAGCAUGAGAAGGUGAGGCUGUCAAAUGAGGCUGAAGAAGGUCCACCUGAUGAAUGCUCGGCUGAAAAUGCAGUGGCUUCGGAACCCCAAUGCGAAACCAGUUUACAAAAAGCAGAGAACAGUGAAUCUGCUGAAAGUCAUGAAGCCAGCAUGACCUCUCACCUUGAUGGCAUAAUGAAGGAAGCUGAACCAAGUGGUGAUCCUGAAAACUCCAAAAACUCAAGUGUGUUCCAUGUUGGUGACCAGGAAUUUCUGGAAGAAGUCAAAGUCAGCACUAAAUCUUCUGAGAAUGGUGAAACCAGCCCCACAGAAACUGAAACUGGCAUUCACAGCACAGAUGGGCCUGGACCAUCAUGUUCUGUCAGUGGUGCAGAUGUAGCAUCAGAAAUAAUAAAUGCAUCUAUUAAUAGUGGAGUCGAAGUUGAAAAUGUUCUGCUUCAAGGUACAGAAAGCAUGGUCGUUUGUUCAAAUAAUGAUACCAGGUUAGAAAGUAAAGUUUGCAAUGAUGUGGAAAUUGAGAAUCAUGCUGUUGCAAUGGAAUCGGACUCCAGAAUUGGAAAUGACUCUGCAGAAAGUGGUGAAUAUUUGGCCAGCUCUGUUGAAGAUGACCAUGCUACCAGGAAGGAUGAUGACGAAGAACCUACCAGUGCGGAAGUUGAAGCAGUCGAGGUGAUCCAGGCCCCACCAGAGGAUCCUAGUGGCUCAGCUUUUGAUGGGGAGAGGGUGGAUAUAGAGGUGGCGAAAAGGCAGCCAUGUUAUAUAAUUAGAGUCCCCAGAUUCACUGAUGAUGAGCUAUGGGCUCAAAUACAGCAUGCUAAAUUGGAACUAGAAGAGCAGACGCGAAGCAGGGAUUCUAUUAGAGUUUCAGUUCAAAAGAAAAAGGCAACUUGUAAUGAAUACCGGGAAAAGUUAGAAACUGCAAAAGCAAAAGAGAAAGCUGUAAGGGCUGCAUAUAGUGCUAAGCGACAAGAAAUAGAGUCUGUCCAGUCAAUGCUUAACAAGAUAAGGAAUGCGACCUCAAUUGAAGAAAUUGAUAAUAAGAUAGAAGCAAUGGACCGUGAAUUUCAGCAUUCGACGAUGGGUUUGAAAGAAGAAAAACAACAUCUGCUUAAUAUUAAGCAACUGAGACAACGCCGUGAACAGUUAUCUUCCAACAUGGGCUCAAAAUCAGAUAUUGAUAUGGCAUUUGACCAAAGAGACCAGAUUGAAGAGCGCUUCAAGACUUUGAAGAAGGAACUGGAUUCCCUCAAAGCUGAUUUAUCAGAAGCUGAAAUAAAAGGAAGAGAGGCAUGGAAAGAAUAUGAUGAUGAAGUCCGGCAUUUAAAGGUUCUACAAGAACAAUUUAGAACAUCUGACGAGAUUCGUCAAAAAGCAUAUGGACAUUGGAGGAACCUCAAAGAUGAGUCAAUUGAAAAGAGCAAAUAUUUUUUCACGUACAAGAAUGACCAGGAAGCUGCGGCAAACUAUGUAUCCUCCCGGGACAGAAAGGGUCUUUGGUUGCAUUGCAGCAAACAGGUGGAAAAAAUUAUGGAGCUGUGGAACAACAAUGAUGAAUUCCGCUUGCAGUAUGUCAAAUCAAACAAGAACAGCACAUUGAGGAGAUUGAAGACAUUGGAUGGAAGAUCGCUUGGCCCAGAUGAGGAGCCACCUGCACCACGUGCUACUAUAGACAAAGGCUCAAGCUCUGUUUCAAACACGUCCAACAGUAACCCACCUGUAGCCGUAAUAGCUUCAGAAGCAAAACCAGGAAAGUCGGAUGUACUGGCUGCCCCUAAAGAAAAGGAGUCAUUUCCACCCUUGCAAACAGCACAAAGAAAUCAAUCUUCUAGAUCCAAAAAAUCUACCAAGCCUAGUUCAAAAGAAACCAUCAUGGUUCCAGUUUCUGACAGAGAAGAGGUAGAAGCUGCUCCAAAAGAGAAUAGUCGAACAAAAGAGGAGGAGGAACAGGCAAGGAAGGCGGAGGAGUUGGCUAGGAAGGAAGAAGAAUUGAGAAAGGAAAAGGCUGAAGCUGAGAUGAAGGAACGGUUGCGGUUGGAACAGAAGGCCAAAGCCAAGGAGGCUGAGGAAAGGAAGAGGCGGAAAGCUGAGAAGGCCCAAGCCCGGGCUGAAUAUCGAGCACAGAAGGAAGCUGAGCUCAGAGACAAGAAGAAACUAAAGAAGGAGAAAAAGAAAGCUGCAGCCGCAUCAAAUACAGCAAAUGGAGGUGACGGAGAUCAUGUUCCUGCUCCUGCUACAGACGAUGGUCGGGCUGAAAAUGCUCCAGAACCUGACAACCAAUCAGCAACUGCUUCAAAAAGGCCCUCAAGGCCACCAUUGGUAGCUGCAAAGCAAUAUAAUAAGAUGCCACCUGUUCCCUUGCCCCUUCGUAAUAGGGGUAAGAGAAAGAUGCGUACAUGGAUGUGGGUGGUUCUGACAACUCUACUGGUACUGGCUUUGUUUUUGGCCGGCAACUACAUGGCUUUCAGUUUCAGCCACUAACCGUCUGGCUUUUGAGCAUAUUUAUAUAUUUACACACGGUUUUAUAUCUUUGUUAGUUACAGUCUAUAGAGUUUAGGAGGUGUUGCCAAUAGAUGAAAGGCAGCCAUUCGUUUUUGUGCACUACUUGUUAGGCCUUUUUCAUUUGGAUUGUUUUUAUUUCUAUAGUUUGCUCCUUUCAUUUGCCAUUGAGAUUCAUGACGUUGAUACGUGUCAUUAUUUGAUUUGGACAGUUGUUUAAUUUAUAUUUUGCGUAAGUCCAUAAUAACAGCGGUAAUAUAGUUUCAGAUAUUGCCA